AUGGAUUUCUCAAACAUCCAAGACAAGGUCAGCAACCUGACGUUGUAUGACCUCAAGGCUGGUGUCCGCAAAGUGCAAAAUGAGCUUUGUCUCGCAAUUCCGGGACACCGGGCUGACCGCUCCGUCAUAGCCGUCAUGAACUAUACCGAAAUGGAGGCCAAGGUCCGGGAAGCGACAAACAAUGAACCCUGGGGUGCCUCGACUACGUUGAUGCAGGAGAUAGCCAAUGGAACACAUAGCUACCAAUUACUCAAUGAGAUCAUGCCAUUGAUUUACAAGCGGUUCACCGACAAGAGCGCCGAGGAGUGGAGACAGAUCUACAAGAGUCUUCAACUCCUCGAAUUUCUCGUCAAGAAUGGAUCGGAGCGGGUGGUCGACGAUGCACGAUCUCACAUGUCGCUGUUGCGGAUGCUGCGGCAAUUCCACUUCAUUGACCUGAACGGAAAGGACCAGGGUAUCAAUGUGCGUAACCGGUCCUCAGAACUGGUGAAGUUGCUGGGUGAUGUCGAUCAAAUCCGCUCUGAGCGCAAGAAGGCUCGCACCAACCGGAACAAGUUUGGUGGUUUCGAAGGUGGCAUGAAUGUCGGUGGCGGCAUGUCUGGCUCCAGCCAGUACGGUGGCUUCGGAAGCGACAGCAUGGGAUACGGUGGAUAUAGUGGUGGUGUGUAUGGCGAUGGCGGAGGCUUCGGCGGUGCCCCGAGUGAUUUCCAGGACUCCAGCCGCGACACAAGCCGUCGGGGCAACCGAUUUGAAGAGUAUGACGAGUACGACGAGGGCGAACCCAGCGCCCCACGACGUGAGCCUGCUGCGGCUUCCAGGGCCAAACCAGAACCGAAGAAGCCAGAGCCCGCACCUGUGGCAGACCUCUUCGAUUUCGGUGAUGACGAGCCUGCUGCCGCCACUGCGGCAUCCUCCACCGCUGCUGGCAAGCAGCCUAGCAGCACCUUGAACAUGCUGGACUCGACCGCAGAUGACGAUGAUUUCGACGAUUUCCAGUCUGCCACUCCGGCGACUCAACCCUCAGCGCCUGCUUCGUCCAACUUCUCCAUCCAGCCCCCCGCCUCCACCCACAGCACGACUUCGAGCACCCAAUUCGUUGCGCCUGUACCUGUUUCUGGCUCCCAGGGCGCUAAUAUUAACGGCUUGGUUGGCUUCACAUCGGCCACGCCCACCCCGCCAACCAGCUCGAUUGCCUCCCCGGUGUCGCAGACCGCGUACCUCCAGCAGCAGCAGCCUAUGGCUUCGAAGCCGUCUGGCUACCAGGCUGCCACACCAAACUACUUCACCUCCGUCCCAAUCGGCGCUACGCAGUCACUCUCUUCUCACGCCGCCAAGCCCUCCAUCUCUUCUCCCGCUGCCUCCACCGCAAGCAAACCCGCCUCCAGCACAGCAAGCAAGUCCUCUGGUGAUGCGUUCGGCUCCCUCUGGUCCACUGCUAGCGCUAGCGCUGGUAUCUCCAAGUCCAACGCCAACGCAAACAAGGGCCCCAACCUUGCCAGUAUGGCCAAGGAAAAGGCCAGUGCCGGUAUCUGGGGUGCCCCGGCUGCGUCGGCUUCGCCUGCCCAGUCUCAUCCCCAGCAGAAGCAGGGAGGUGGCUCCGCAUUCGAUGAUUUGCUUGGUUGA
Messenger RNA from Penicillium canariense, 1623 nucleotides. RefSeq names its product ENTH domain-containing protein. The transcript is spliced from 5 exons. Gene Ontology annotation, biological process: endocytosis; Golgi to endosome transport. Gene Ontology annotation, molecular function: phospholipid binding; clathrin binding. Gene Ontology annotation, cellular component: plasma membrane; endosome; clathrin vesicle coat. Bases 1 to 1623 code for a protein of 540 amino acids. Lineage: Eukaryota; Fungi; Ascomycota; Eurotiomycetes; Eurotiales; Aspergillaceae. The record is from RefSeq and is a predicted model, not a curated record.